Messenger RNA from Haliaeetus leucocephalus (bald eagle), 990 nucleotides. RefSeq names its product arrestin domain containing 5 (gene ARRDC5). The transcript has 3 exons. Gene Ontology annotation, biological process: protein transport. NCBI's taxonomy places the organism in Eukaryota, Metazoa, Chordata, Aves, Accipitriformes, Accipitridae. The record is from RefSeq and is a predicted model, not a curated record. Gene Ontology annotation, cellular component: cytoplasm. The coding region runs from base 1 to 990 and encodes 329 amino acids.
AUGACCUUGCAAUCUAACCUUUGGACCCCUGCAGUACCCAGCUCCUGCUCUUUCCUCAUGUUGACGGUGAGAGCAAUUAAGCUGGUGCUGCCUGAGAUUGAGGUGCAUUUGGCCGGCUCCAGCAUAGAUGGCCAACUGGUUCUGGACCUCAGGAGUACCCUGGUGGACCCUGUCGUGAAGGUGGAGCUUGUGGGAAGAGGCUUCCUAGGGUGGCCUGAGGAGUAUAAUCCUGAAUGGGACUACGACAAGAGUACCAACCAGGCUGUCUACAUCUUCAAAGCUAUGAAUUUCCACAUAGAGGAUGCUCAGGAGGACUGUGAUAAUUCCGCCAUGUCACAUUCUGUGCACAACAAGAACUCACCACGCUUUGCCUGUCUGUUCACCCUCUCGAUGCAGACCUCACUGGUGAUAGAAGCUAGGAAGGACGUAGUUUACUUCUGCUGCUUCAAUCACGGCUCUGUGAUCCUUCGGAUAUCCCUGGAGAAAAGCGUAUUUUGCCCUGGAGAAACCAUUGUCUUCAUGACAGAUGUUGCCAACAGGACACGCAAGUAUGUUAGAAAGGUUGUUUUUGCUGUACGCUGCAUUGCCCUGUAUAGCGGUUUCAGCAGCAGGGGAGAACAACGCUCCUUGGAAGACCGAAGCGAAGUGACGCGGUUGGAGUUGCAGACAGACACGGCUCCCUCUGAGGCCACCAGAGUUACCAGCGCGCUGGUUCUGUCAAAACCCAUGCCUGUCACCAGCACUCUCACAGAAAAUAAAAUCAUGGCAUUCAGGUACGAGCUGGUAGGCACCUCUGACCUUCCUUGUACCACAUCCACUGUCAUGGGCAGGGUGCCCAUCGUCAUAGCAGCCACACCGGAGAGUUUCUCUGUGGAGCAGAACACCGUGACUCUGCAAGAGAAUGAAGGUGACAUCGCAAAGGGGGAGAGCCUUCACAAAGACAUUUCUGAGACUGACCCAGGAGCAAUUGCCAGCAGAUCCACAGAAUAA